This is a messenger RNA of Sitophilus oryzae (rice weevil), 1691 nucleotides long. RefSeq names its product proton-coupled folate transporter-like. Gene Ontology annotation, cellular component: membrane. The transcript is spliced from 8 exons. Gene Ontology annotation, molecular function: transmembrane transporter activity. Gene Ontology annotation, biological process: transmembrane transport. The record is from RefSeq and is a predicted model, not a curated record. NCBI's taxonomy places the organism in Eukaryota, Metazoa, Arthropoda, Insecta, Coleoptera, Curculionidae. Bases 267 to 1670 code for a protein of 467 amino acids.
CAUCCUUGAUCCACACAUGAUCCACACCUUUACCAGAUAUAAAUAUGCUUAUAAUUAAAAAUAAGCCAAAUCGGGGAUUUAUCACCAAUGGGAAUUACCGUAUGUUAGUAUUCAAAAUCACAAAAUACUUGAAAUCAAUGCUCUUCAAUUUCAAGAUAUCUUAUCUAUUCUGUUGGAACCUUGUUGGAAGAAAAUGCAAAACUAUUUAAUGAUUUGUACCUGAGGAGCAGAUUUAUUUAAAAUUCCGUUAAUUUUUUUUCCCAAAAAUGGCCAUAAAAUUUUCUGUUGAACUUCCUUUAUUUUUUGCAUUUUUUAGUUUUUCAUUAAUCAAUACUCUAAAUACAAAUCUAAUUAUCUAUAGGACGUGUUAUCUCAUACUUGGAUUUGAUAAAAAUAAUUGUUCCUUAUUGGGUAAUGUUUAUAAUGCAACUACAGAGGCAUUGGAAAAAAUAGUCCAGCCGAAGGCUGAUGUUAUUAUGAUGACUAAAACUAGCAUAGAUUCAGUUUUUGGGGCUAUUUUAUGUCUUUUUGUUGGUUCUUGGAGCGAUAGGUUUGGAAGAAAACCAGUUAUUGUGGCUAAUUUUAUAGGUUACACAGUAAUGAUGUGGAUAAUGACGGCUUUUGCUGCUUUAGAAGAAGUCUCUCCAUGGUACAUGCUGAUGUGUACAAUUCCAGUUGUUUUAUCAGGUGGUGGUGCAUCAUUUUUAGCUAUUUUAUUAGCUUAUUUAACUGAUAUAACUUCAGUAGAACAUAGAGGGCUUCAGAUGGGUAUUUUUGAAGCCUUUAUGGGUGCUGCAGUGCUCUUAGGUAAUUUGUCAAGUCCAUAUCUUUUGAGUGCAACAAAUUAUGUGAUGGUGUAUCUUAUAGCAAUGCUUAGUUUGUUUUUAGGGCUUUUGUAUGUGAUAUUAUUGAUUCCAGAAUCGCUGGAGACUAUAGAAACAGGAAAUAAGAUAAGGGGAUUUUUUCAAACCCAAAAUAUUGUUGGAAUGUUUAAAACAACUUUAAGAGAAAGACCUGGUUAUGGCCGAAGCAUAAUUCUCUUGUUGGUAGUAUCUUUAGCAAUAUAUUUCACUACAGUGGCUGGUGAUACUAGUGUCAUAUUUCUUUUUAUGAGAGAACAGUUUCACUGGACCUUUAAACAGUUCACUUAUUUUAGCAGUUUUUGUUCCAUUAAUUGGAUUUUAGGAAGUAUAAUAUUGGUGUAUGUUAUUCAUCACAAAUGGAAAGUGCAAGAGUCAUUUUUAAUAUUAAUUGGGUUCGUCACUAUGACUAUUGGUGCAUUUAUUCAAGGUCUAGCUCAAGUAGAUUGGUUAAUCUAUUUUGCUGCUGUGAUAAAAAUUCCUUCAACUUGUAUUUCACCAAUGACAAAAUCUAUGCUCUCCAAACUAGUUGAGGAUAACGAAUCUGCUAAAAUAUUCGCUGUUUUUACUAUUAUGUCGAAUUUAUUGGGCCUUGUUGGAGCUCCCUUAUUUACUACUUUAUAUAAUGCCACUAUGGGUUCAUCACCCGGUAUAUUCAAUUUUGUCACAGGCAGUGGGCAAGCAAUGAAUACAAUUUAUUUACUUGUAGUGAUAUGGCUACUACGAAGAACACAAUCAACACCUUAUUCUAGUAUAUCUAACGAAAAUCAGGAUUCUGUUAUUACACCACAAAACGAGACAGACAAUUAAAUCAAGUUUACUUUAAUCUUU